Messenger RNA from Hyaloscypha bicolor E, 241 nucleotides. RefSeq lists its product as uncharacterized. Lineage: Eukaryota; Fungi; Ascomycota; Leotiomycetes; Helotiales; Hyaloscyphaceae. The record is from RefSeq and is a predicted model, not a curated record. The annotation marks the transcript as partial. Gene Ontology annotation, molecular function: DNA-binding transcription factor activity, RNA polymerase II-specific; RNA polymerase II cis-regulatory region sequence-specific DNA binding. Gene Ontology annotation, cellular component: nucleus. The transcript has a single exon. Gene Ontology annotation, biological process: regulation of transcription by RNA polymerase II.
CGAUUGUGGGUAGGCAGGCAAACAGCAAUGUAAUAUGACAAAGCACCGACAGGUACAUUCUACAGCGCGACCACUCGCUUGUCUUUAUCCCGGCUGUAGGAAGGCAUUUGUACGAGCAUCCGGGCUGAGAUCUCAUCAAAAGACACAUUCUACAGAGCGGCCAUUCACUUGGCUUUAUCCCGGUUAUAGGAAGGCAUUUAAACGGGGAUCCGAGCUAAAGACACAUGGACGUACACAUUCC